AAAAAAAGAAGAAGAAGAAGAAGCACGUGACGCAGGAUGAGACUAUGGCUACAGAUUGUGGCGUCACUGCUUGCGCGUGCAAAGGCAUCCGGCGGUGUCUCCAGUGUGACACUUUAAAGGGACAGUCGGAGGUGAAUAGACCAAAGAUUGUGCAUCAUUUUCUCUACGACGCUGAGACGAGGCUCGCAAUUCGCAAAGAGGCGCAGGCUGCGUCCUUUGCCUUUCCCGGUGUCUUCCUGCGGGAGAACUUCAUAUCGGAAGAAGAGGAGAAAAAGCUGAUGAGCGCGAUGGACCAGGAUUCGUGGAAUGAGUCUCAGUCUGGUCGAAGGAAACAGGACUUUGGACCAAAGAUUAACUUCAAGAAAAAGAAAGUGCGUGUUGGUGGCUUCAGUGGACUACCUGCUGUGAGCCAAAAACUAGUGCUCCGAAUGCAAAAAGAGCCAAAUCUAGCUGGCUUUCAUCCAGUGGAGCAGUGCAAUCUGGAUUACCACCCUCAGCGGGGCUCCGCCAUCGAUCCCCACCUCGACGACUCCUGGCUGUGGGGGGAGCGGCUCGUCACCAUCAACUUGUUAUCAAACACGACACUCACCAUGUCCCUCGAACGGGGUCUGCCAGAGUUGGGACUAGCAGAGGAGGUCCAUGUAGCCGUUCGUCUCCCUCGCAGGUCUUUAGUGGUGUUGUACGGCGAGGCACGGCACAGAUGGAAACAUGCCAUUCAUAGGGACGAUGUUCAGGAGCGCAGAGUUUGCAGCACCUACAGAGAGCUGUCUGCAGAGUUCCUACCCGGAGGGCAGCAGGCAGAGCUGGGAGCUCAGCUGUUGAACAUUUCUUUAAGCUUCAAAGGAACUCCACUAUAGGCUCGUCUGAUGAUACAGAACAGUGGUGGGGGUCCAGACUCCUUGGGUGACUUGAUACAGUUCAAGUCAGACAUGCAUUUCUAUGAAAUAGAAUUGUAUAAAUGUAAUUAUUACAUGUUUUUUGUUUUUUUAACCAGAGUAUGAAAUGCAGCAUUUGCGAUCAUGAAUUAAAACAAAACCAAUCAAAUCCACAAAAGCGGAUCAAAUAAUGGGUCAUAAAACAAUCCUCUAUAGUAACGGGUUGUUUUUCAAAUGAACUCAAUACCAGCUGUCUUUAGAAGCCAUAUUUUCUGCAGACCUCAUUCUUUUUAAUUCUCUUUUCAUAAAAAAAGAAGAAAAAAAAGAAGAAGAAAACCACUUCCUUACACACUCUGCCUCACAUUGUUUUGUUUUUUAUGUAGAGUGGGUACUUGCAUUUCCUGCAGUGGUGACUGGAACUGGGGUGUGGCCGAAUUUCCUCCCAACACACACCAGCUGUGCCGCUGGUGUGGCGUUCAGCUGUAACGUGAGGAGCACUGCGAGCUCAGGUGAUCAGAAGUCGCUGCAGUACAGAAGCGUCAUAAAGAAUGUGAAGAUGUCAAAGCUCUUCAUCUCUGCUGCCGCUCGCAUAUUGCCAAACACUCCUAAAAAGGAUUGUAUUUUGUAUUUAUAUCAUUCAUCUGCAUGGUAGCUAGUAACUGCAGUUGUCAAAAGUGUAAACAAAAAGCAAGCAAGUAAAAGUCCUGCAUUCAAAAUCGUAAGUACAAAUCUAUCAUCAUCAAACAUAUACUUAACAUAAAAAAUAAUCUAAUGGGUUAUUCAAUUUAAGUACUUUAAAUUGGAUUGGAUUGUGUUUUAUACCGUGUACAUCACAUUAAUAUUACAUGCUCUGCGCUACUGCCGGGCAGUGUAAAAAAAAUAUAUAUAUAUAUAUA
Molecule: messenger RNA, 1771 nt
Organism: Cyclopterus lumpus (lumpfish)
Lineage: Eukaryota; Metazoa; Chordata; Actinopteri; Perciformes; Cyclopteridae
Gene: alkbh4
Product: alkB homolog 4, lysine demthylase
Exons: 3
Coding region: 45-857 (270 amino acids)
Biological process (GO): actomyosin structure organization; oxidative demethylation; protein demethylation
Cellular component (GO): contractile ring; midbody
Molecular function (GO): oxidoreductase activity; demethylase activity; actin binding
Source: RefSeq, a predicted model, not a curated record